Molecule: messenger RNA, 1948 nt
Organism: Cryptococcus deneoformans JEC21
Lineage: Eukaryota; Fungi; Basidiomycota; Tremellomycetes; Tremellales; Cryptococcaceae
Product: metabolite transporter, putative
Exons: 10
Coding region: 361-1869 (502 amino acids)
Biological process (GO): carboxylic acid transport; transmembrane transport
Cellular component (GO): plasma membrane
Molecular function (GO): carboxylic acid transmembrane transporter activity
Source: RefSeq, a predicted model, not a curated record
UCUACUUCUCCGUCAGACCUGAUCUACCGUAUUAUUCGUUGAUAUCCAGUUACAUUCGACAAUUGGGAGGCCUUGGGAGGUAGAGCGUACGUCCGGAUGAUAUCCGAAAGAACUCGGACAGGCUCGGCAUCAGUAUGUACUGCCUUCAUAUGCUAUUCUAUGCUGCAUUUUCAAAAGAGUAUUGGCUACAGAAGGUCUCUCAAGUAUUAUUUACUUCGAAUGUCACGAAUAGACGGAAGGCCGAAACCCGAUAUGGUCUGCCGACCUCGACAUCCUCUGAGAUAAUUUAAACCCCAGUAAGGUAUAUAGGCAACCACGAAUCGACUAUUCUUUAUCAAACAAAAGUUCGUGGAUUCCAAAAUGUCUACUCUUUCCUAUGACGACAAAAUGGGAUACCUCCCCGAGCAGGACAUCGAUACUACCAUUCACGCAGCACCACUCGCUGAGCUCGAGACGCCAAAGAAACGAAAAUGGAUGCAGACCUUGUCUGUACUCAUUGCAGGUGUAGCCCUUUUCUCGGAUGGUUAUAACAUCCAGAUUACCGGUUAUACGAACACCGUCAUGGCAAAGCUCUAUCCCACCGCCCUUAACUCAACUAUGAAGACUCGUCUAAGCAAUUCCAUCCUUAUUGGGGAUAUCUUUGGAAUGAUCCUCUUCGGUCUCUGCGCCGACCGUCUUGGUCGUCGAUGGGGUAUUAUCGGUUGCACCUUCUUCCUUGUUCUCGGCGUAACCCUUGCAACUGCAGCGCAUGGGAAGAGUGAAGUUGGAAUGCUAUGGAUGAUCGUGAUUGGGCGCGGCGUUGCUGGCCUAGGUGCUGGCGGUGAGUACGCAGUAUGUACGACGAGCGCUGUGGAAGCUGCAGAUGAGACCCAUACGUUGAGGAAGAAGAGAGGACUCCUCGUAGCAUCAAGCACCAAUACAGCCAUCAUCGCCGGCUUCGUUGCCUCUGCUAUCGUGUUCCUCAUCGUCCUCGCCGCGUACGGAGGUGAACCUCACGUCGGAGUCUGGCGUAUAUGCUUCGGUAUCGGUAUCAUUAUGCCAUUGUCGAUCUUUCUCUUCCGUGUGCGUAUGGCAGACUCAACUCUCUACUCAAAACAUUCCAUUAAAAGUCCAAAAUUUCCUUACUGGCUUGCGUUCAAACGUUAUUGGAAACCUUUGCUUGGAUGUUCUCUUGUCUGGUUUCUCUAUGACGCUGUUGUAUAUCCAUUCAACCUCCUCGCACCUACCAUCACUGCCGGAUUCAGCAGUAAUCAAUCACUGUUAGCUUCAAACGGAUGGGGAGCGCUCGUCAAUGCGUUUGCCCUUCCUGGCGCGUUCUUUGGAGGUUUCAUCAUUGACCGUCUCGGACCUAGGCAGACAUACGCUUUUGGACUAGUAAUGGUCGCAAUUUUUGGUUUCGUUAUUGGCGGUGCUAUGGAACCCCUUCGUAACAACGGCACAGGCGCUUUCGCCGCUUUCGUCAUCCUCUUCGGCCUUUUCCAAUGUUUUCUCUCCGUCGGACCGGGCAACUGCAACUUCAUAGUCUCUUCCGAAUCAUUCCCCACCCCUGUUAGGGGUCAUGCUCUUGGUUUAGCAGCAGCUAUCGGUAAAGCAGGCGCCGCUGUGGGUACACAAGUUUUCCCCCUUAUCGAAGCCCGUUUUGCCACGACUCUCAAAGGGCAACAAGCCAUUUUUCUCAUCGGUUCAGGCAUUUGUGUUGUCGCAGCGAUAGUAGUCAUGACAAUUGUACCGAACAGAAGGGCGCAGUUGGAGGAUGAGGAUGUAGAGUUCAGGAGGUACUUGGAGGAAAACGGUUGGGAUACGUCAGAUAUGGGCUCUGUGGGAAGAAUCGUCUCUGACGAGGUAGUUGAACGUGGUGAGAAGGUCUGAUGUGUCGCCGCCUCUUCAUUGAUGUCAGAUAGAGACAUAUCGAAUACAAGGCAUCAUUUAAUGCAUGGAUCUAUGGGGC